This is a messenger RNA of Emiliania huxleyi CCMP1516, 522 nucleotides long. RefSeq lists its product as hypothetical. The annotation marks the transcript as partial. Lineage: Eukaryota; Haptophyta; Isochrysidales; Noelaerhabdaceae. The transcript has a single exon. The record is from RefSeq and is a predicted model, not a curated record.
AUGGCGGACGACGACCUCGUCGCGCGCUUGAGGCGCGGCCUCGAGGCCAAGGACCCGUCGGCCACCGCGCAGGCCUUUGUGUCGAUCGACCCGGUGACGCCUCUCCCGCUCCCGCUGCUUGCCGCCACCUCCAACCUCCUGUCCCUCCACCGUCACAACACCGCCGCCUACUCGGCCUUUGAGCGCGGCCUGGCCCUCGCCGACGGUCCGGCCGCGCUGGUCAAGGCGGGACUGAACUUCAACGCCCUCCUCUACGCCUGCUGCCGCGAGCCGUCGAUGCUGCCGAGCGCUCGCACCGCCUGGCGCGUGCUGGGCGAGGCGGGUGUCGCGCCGGAGCUCCCGCCGCUCGAGAAGUACAUCGGCUCGCUGCUCGAGAGCCAGAGCUACGACGACGCCUUUGGCGUGUUCCUCACAGCCAUCGACGCCUCGCUCUCUCCUAGCCUCAAGACGUCGGCCGCGCUGGUCGGCUGCUGCGCCGCAGAGCCGCGGCUCGCGCAGAUGAGCUUCGCCGUCUUCUCGACG